Messenger RNA from Salvia hispanica, 1982 nucleotides. RefSeq names its product plant intracellular ras group-related LRR 4 (gene PIRL4). Lineage: Eukaryota; Viridiplantae; Streptophyta; Magnoliopsida; Lamiales; Lamiaceae. The record is from RefSeq and is a predicted model, not a curated record. Gene Ontology annotation, molecular function: protein binding. Gene Ontology annotation, cellular component: cytoplasm.
AAUUUCAUCAUAAAUGUAGUAUAGGAGAGACAUGAAUAGAGCUUCUUCACGUUUCACAGAUUGAGACUAGAAACAAACAGCUGCAGUUGAGAUUUCUAGUCAAAACAAUCUCAAGAUGUUGCACUUACCAAAUCCAGUAAAUAAAUAACCCAAACAUAUAAAUUACCCCUCCUUCCAUUUCCUAGGAUUUUUGUACCUCUUGGAGAAAAAGAAAUGAUGAUGGAUGCCUCAAGCAUGACUGUGGAAAAGGCCGUGCAAGAGGUGAUGAGAAUGCACAAGUCUUUGCCGGCCCGGCCCGGGAUUGAGGAGGUCGAAGCGGCCCGCAGCUUGAUCCAGAGCUUGGAGAGGGAAGAUGAGAUGAAACUGGAGAGAAUUUUUCAGCCAAACAUGGCAAAACAAAUCCCAGAAGAGUUGGUGAGCAUUCUGCAGGAAAUGCAGAGGACUCUGAUUCAUUUGCAGAGCAGUGAGCAGAAGAAGGAGGCUCAGAAGCUGCUGGAUCUGGAGAGCACCCACUCACUGUUUGAUGAAUUGAUUCAGAGAGCUUCUGUGUGCCUCAAGUCCAAUGCAUCAUCUUCUUCCAAGCCGAAGACGACGACGAUAACCAAUGAGAAGCCACUGAGAAAAUCUUAUGAGGAGCCUAUGAAGGCCAAGGAUGACUAUUACUUGAACAAGCCCUUCAAGGCGUCCGCUCUUCGUUUGGACCGUGUUGGUGCCAAGCCUCGAUCAAGGGAUGUUACGACGUCUCCACUGGUUGUAGAUUCCACUCCUGGACCAGAGGCUUCUGUUCAUGGUGAGAAAAUGGAUCUAAUAAAAGUGGCUAGCUGCAUCGAGGUGUCUGCGAAGAAAGGAGACCGGGAGUUGAUUCUACAAGGCAAGCUCUCGGAUCAAGUUGAAUGGAUACCUGAUUCAUUAGGGAAGCUCUCGGCUCUGAUGAAGCUGGACUUAUCCGAGAACGCCAUCAUGAUGGUGCCCGGUGCCAUAGGCGGCCUCUCGUCCCUCAAAACUCUCGACUUGCACGGAAACAGACUCCAAGAAUUGCCAGAGUCAAUAGGGGAUUUGCUCCGCUUGCUCCAUCUCGAUCUCAGAGGGAAUCAGUUGACGGCACUGCCUGCAUCCAUCGACAGGCUAGCUCGUCUCCAGGAGCUCGACUUGAGCUCCAACGGGAUCACAUCCCUCCCGGAAACAAUAGGCUCCCUCUCCAGCCUCCAGAAGCUCAACGUUGAAACAAAUGAUUUAGAAGAAAUCCCUCAUGCCAUAGGCAGAUGCACUUGUUUGAAGGAGCUCCGGGCCGACUACAACCACCUCAAGGCGCUCCCGGAGGCAGUGGGGAGGAUCGAGUCGCUGGAGAUCCUAACGCUGCGCUACAACAACAUCAGGCAGCUGCCCACCACCAUGGCCUCCCUGCUGAGGCUGAGGCAGCUGGAUGUGAGCUUCAACGAGCUGGAGGCCAUCCCGGAGAGCCUGUGCUUUGCCACGACGCUCGUGAAGAUGGAUGUGAGCAACAACUUUGCGGAUCUGCAGGCGCUGCCGAGGUCCAUAGGCAACCUGGAGAUGCUGGAGGAGUUGAUGAGUAACAACAACCAGAUCAGGGCGCUGCCCGACUCCUUCGGGAUGCUGACUAGGCUGCGCGUGCUGAACGUCGAUGGGAACCCCCUCGUGGUGCCACCGAGAGAUGUGGUGGAGAAAGGAGCUCAGGCUGUUGUUGGUUACAUGGCUGAAGUAGCAGGGAAGAGGGAGGUGAAGCCACAGGCAAACAAACAGAAGAAAUCAUGGGCUCACAAUUGGUUGUUUUCAAUAUCUAACAAACGCAAACGCAAAUGCAAUCUUGUGGAGUAUGCAAAAGCCUAAUUUGCUAAUGUUUUUGCUUUUUUCAAGCAGAUUACUUAUCCUGUUUUUGAAAUUUAGAUUAUUUGAUUCCUACUUGCAUUGUGUUUUACCCUUUGCUCACAUGCAUCUUUCUGCAUAAUUCUGAUUUCUUGCUA